Megalopta genalis is the source of this 5221-nucleotide messenger RNA. RefSeq lists its product as uncharacterized. Gene Ontology annotation, molecular function: metal ion binding. Gene Ontology annotation, biological process: mRNA modification. Gene Ontology annotation, cellular component: RNA N6-methyladenosine methyltransferase complex. NCBI's taxonomy places the organism in Eukaryota, Metazoa, Arthropoda, Insecta, Hymenoptera, Halictidae. The record is from RefSeq and is a predicted model, not a curated record.
GGUAUUCUACGCCUAUGUUACAACAAGAACAACUCUUUUCUUUGAGUGUGUCUUUGAGUGAACCUACCCUGGUAUGCAAUAAGUUGUGUCAGGGGUUAGGUCUUAAGAGUUCUUGUAUCAGAAUAACUGUAAAUACAUUAAAAUAGAAAACAAGGUGGCGUAUGUGGGAGAAACAAUAUCAUAUGGAGCAUAACCAGCAAGUUUGUGUUUCAUAGAUCUGAAAUACCUGAUCGAUACUUUGAAGACUGUGCUUAUAUUCGUGAACACUAGACUUAUUAAUGGUGAUUCCAUAGCAAAUGAAUAUUUGCAUGCUGCAGUUAUGUGCUUCCAUUGUGAAAACAUAAUUGUUUUAUGGUGAUAAUAUGUCAAAAUCAAGCAUAAGGAAAAUAACGGUUGACCCUACGAAAUGUAAUACAGACUCUCGUCGACCAAGUGUGUUUGAGAGGUUGGGGACCAAACCAGCAGUUACUGCCGGCCAAAAUUCAUCGGAUUACUGUAGAAACUGGGCAUUGAAUGGCAGUUGUUCGUAUGGAAAGAAUUGCAAAUAUGCAAAUACUCACACAUUAAUAAGUCCAUCCAAGCGUGCCAAGAAGGAUAAUGCAAUUGCAAGUACAACGGGACUUAUUGAGGAUCCGUUUAAAAGGCUUACUUCUAAGAUCGUAAAAAAGGCGUCGCAUAGUCCUGAUUUAAAUCUUGAAGAGUGGAAUCAAACAGAUUUAGAAUACGAGGACGAGAAAGUACUAGAAAGGCGUAGACAGCUGUUACAGCGUGAAUUAGAGUUACAAAUGAAGAAAGAUAAAGAAGUUCAUGGAAAAGACAAAGUGAGACAGAAGAAAAAGGCAAUGACUUCUUCCUCUAGUUCUCAUACUUCAAGCACAUCUAGUAGUAGUAGCAGUUCUAGCAGCGAAGAUUCAUCUUCUAGUUCGACGUCUGACUCACGGAAGAAGGUUAAAAAAAUUAAAUCUAAGCGGCAUCACAGCGGAUCUACAGAUUAUGAUGAGGAUAAAGAAAGAAGACGAAAAUUGAAAUUGAAAAGACUCGGCACCAAGAAUGACAAGCCUGCAGUCAAGAAGAAGCGGAAGCUGGAAAGUAGUUUGACGAAAAAGGAAGUUGGCAAUAGGUCGGCUAAAAAGUAUACCUCAACUUCUACAUCAAGAAAACAUUCUUCCACUCCCCGUACAAGAUCACCAGCGAUACAAGUACCUGCAACAGUUGCACCCACAGCAGCAGUGGUAUUAGGCUCUUCGGUAUCUGUGCCUCAUCAUGCAGCAUCCAAUAAAGUUAGGGAACGAAAUAGAACAGAAUCUCCAAAAGCACCCAAAGCUAGAGAUGUGGAAAAAGAGGACAGGCAUUACAAGAAAGUACGAGAUGUAGACGAAGUGCCUAAAGAAAGCAAUAAGAAUAAAUCUUUCGAUAAAGCUAAAGAGCCGGAGAAGGAGAAAAAUCGUACAAUAGAUGAGAAACUAAAAAUCGAUGAAAGGGUAAAAGCAAAAUGUAAAGAGAAGGAAUUACGCUCCAGGACACCGCCGACGACUGAAAGAUCAAAACAUCAACACUCUAAAGAGACAGUGUCAACGAAAGCUCGUCGUAGUCGUACACCCGAGAAAUCAUCGAGAUCGAAACGGGAACCUUCCCCAUCGAAGACUCAAGACAGACAGAUAUCCGCAAAUCGAUCAAGAGACGUGGAGAAAAAAGAUCGUGAAUCUCACAAGAGUGAUAAGACCAAGGACAGGGAGGACAUUAGAAAGACUGAGCAGAGUAGCAGAACUAGACAAGUGGCGGCGAGUCAAGAAGAGAGUCACAGACGAAUUGGGAAGGAAUUUGAUGAAAAAGCUUACGUGGGUGAUAAAACACGACAGAAAAGUAGAGAACGACGUGACAAAGACCAUCCAAGGGAUGAACGUGGCCAUUCGAGGCUUGGCCGGGAUCAACGAGAUCCGCGUGAUAAAGACAAAGAGGAUCUGCAAGAACGUUGUCGCGAACGACAACGAGAAAGAGAUCGUGAUCGUGACAGAGAUCGAGAACGCGAUCGUGAUCGGGAGAGGGACCGAGAUCGUGAUCGUGAUAGGGAUCGGGAUCGCGAUCGAGACCGAGACCGAGAUCGUGACCGUGAUCGUGAUCGAGAUCGAGACCGUGAUCGAGAGAAAGAUCCAUUGAAAGCUAGGGACAGAGAUGUUCAACCAUUGGUUCCGACAUCAAUAAGUAUAGCUGUAGACAAGAACUCACGUUAUAGCCGGGACAAAGAACGAAUAGUGGGAAAAGAUAGUGCCUUUGAGAAGAACGGUACCCGGGAACGUAGGAGCGACAGGGAGAGGGAACGAUCUGAAACGAAAGCGCUAUCGGAUCGAGACAGGACAUCAUCGCAACGAAUUGAUGGUAGAUACGAUAGAACCGCCGUUGAUAAAGAUGCGCCUGCUCGCAAGGCCGGUGUAAAUUCUCCGAGAGAUCGUUUCCCACGCGAGAGAUCAUUAGAUAGAACAUCUUUACUGGAUAAGACUGUACAUACUGCACAACCUCCAUCACAAGCACCUUCUUUACCACCGGUACAAACUUCUAUAGCAUCCUCAUCGUCUUCAUCCGCGCCAGCAACAUUGUCAACAUCACGAGACAACUUAAUCGACAGGAUAGAUGGACAUUAUGACCGAGAAAGGCAUAGACGAUUUGGUGCAAGACGGGAAACCAGCCCGCGUCGAACUAUUGAAAUUGAUAGGAACUACAACAGGAAUUACGGACGGUUGUCCGAGCACUGGGAUGAACAAGAGGAAGCCACUACGCACUUAGAUUACCGCGAACAUCAUGUUCACGAGGAUGAGAGGAGGAAACCUGUUGACGGAAGAAGGUACGAUAGUCCGUUUGAAGAAAGACGAGGGAUUCGCGAAGAAAGAUCUCGAGAAUCUAGAUACGUUGUUCAGACUGCGGACAGAACAUCUUUCGAAGAUCAUCGACAUCAUCAUCAUCAUCAUAGGCAUCCGCUGUACCCUGGAGAAAAGUUGAGAAGUAAUACAUCGAUUCGUGACGAAAAUGUUCCCAAUGAUGAUUGGGAUAAUCAUCACAGAGACGUGGAACAUGGCCGAGAACGAACUUACGGGCCCGUUGAUUGGGAGGAAAGAGAAUGGCGAGUAAGAGCAUUGUGGGACAGCAGAGAUAGUCUUCCUCGUUCGGAAGUUCAUGAUGAAGAUUGGAAUUCUCGGUACGAUAAUUCUAUCACGGACUGGAAGUCAAAUGACGCACGAAAAUGGGAUAAUCAAUCCGUGCAUAUACGUAGCCAUUACAGAAACGAUCGUUCAAAAGAGAUAGAAAUGGGAGAGUCCACAUCUCACAACAAAAGGAGAAACUAUAAUAAUUCAGAAACUAGGGAUGAAUGUACAGUUCAUACCUCUAAACAAGCAUCUCUAUACGGUAGCAUGAAAGAGGAACCUAUUAAUAAAAAGUUAAUGGAACUGGCAGAAGGUAAACUAUCUACGACUCGAGAGAAGUCUACAGAUAGUUUCCCGAAAAAGGUUUUAUUAAAAGAAAAACCUGAGACUAAAGAAACCGUCACUACUGAGCCAAAGCGUUCUUGCAUCGAUGAGUCUUUGCAAACACUUCAUACUGAAAGUGAUCUCAGUGAUAUUAGUGAUGAUCCAGAUGAUAUACUAAACAUGGAAGAUAUUACAGAUGUCGAAACAAAUAAGACGCGCUCGAAGAAAACCCCUGACACAACGCAACGCGAUGCACAGUCAACGACUCAAGAAACAGCACCGUCAUCUCCAAAGGAGACAAUAGAGGAAUCUGUAUUUAAUUCUAAAGGAAAAGAUAAUACCGAUACAAUGUCAUUUAGGAAUCUGGAAGAUGAGAAUAUGGAAACUAUGGACUUUGAAGAAAUUUCUGACGGUGAACUAGAAGAGGAUAUUAAAACAAGUGGUAAAGGUUUAGGGGAUGCUUUGGGAGUUGAUUGGGAGAGUCUAGUGAAAGAAACGCAGCCACGAAGACCCGCGACGUGUAAUCAAAAUGCCGAAAAUCGUUGGCAGUGUAAGGCGAUUCUUCAUAGAAUUGGUAUAUCUGGCAAAUACGGUGGUGAAGAUUUAAUGAAGAAAUUGACAAAGAAAUAUGGGAAAAAUGAUCAUUCAGAAUUUUUCCUUCACAAUGUUGCGUUUAUGCACACGGCGCUUGCACGGAAUCGCUUGUUGCAUAACCUGAACAAUGAUAUGUUACCUGGGGUGGACGACUUUCUGUAUAAGAAUAGUAAUGUAAAUACCGAAGAGGAUGUGGAUUACGAUUUAGAAGUUUUGAGACCUUGUACAGCUUUAUACGAAGAGGCAAAAUGCUUAUUGCAACAAGUUGUAUGAAAAAAGCGUUUAUUUGUAGGACAUGACUCCCAAAAUUGCACAUUGUUGCUAUUUAAAAUAGUACAGCAUAAGGCAAAAGUGUCAUCAGUGGCAUCAGUUUGUUACAUGUUAAAUUGGUGCAGUUAAUAUUUACUGCAACCAGUUCAACCUUCAGUGGUGCAAUCUAGGAAAGAAUUAAAUUGAUACAAUUUUUUUUUUAGUACUUAGCUCUUCGAUCAUCUUAAUUAAAUGUCUUUUGUAUAUUAUUCAAAUUUUAUAACAUAUUCUUUAUGUGAAUUAUAAUUGCAAAGAUUGAUUAUAACAGAGUGACUAGAUUGGAAGAAUGUGGAACAUACAUUACCAAAAAACGUUAUAUCACAUUUUAUAUCAUAUCUUUUUUUAUAAAUUGCAAAAAAAGAAUCAUUAUUAUAGAUACUUAAAUUUAAAAAUUUAUUACUAAACAUUUUGUGUGCUUAUACUAUUUCGAGAAGAUAUUUUCUUAAUAUUUUGAUAAUAUAUGUGAAUUAAAUGAUUUGAUCCACGUAUACAUAUAUAGCGACUGUACUUUUUACCUGGUCUUUUAUAAAUAGAGUUUUGUACACACUUAGGAGAUAUAUAUGUUAGAUAAUGUUUAUAGAUAAGUAUUAACUUUCAAUAUCAAGAGAUAAUUAUUUUCCUUUGUUAUAAAAUGUCUAUAUUCUUUAUAUUACUUUUAAUGGAACAAUUAACAUUGUUUAAAAUACUUUUUAUCACACUCGAAGUUAACAGCAGCCACAACAUCAUUUUGCAAUAUGGUCAUUGCAUCCUCCAAUAGACGCUCGUUUUCAUCAUUCUAAGAAAAAGUACAUGAUGUAAAUAUGAGAAUUAGCGACGCAGUAUAAAUAAAUAAAUAAUAUAAACACCUGUAUAGAAAA